Agrilus planipennis (emerald ash borer) is the source of this 3592-nucleotide messenger RNA. It is a transcript of the gene Nup133, whose product is annotated as nuclear pore complex protein Nup133. The record is from RefSeq and is a predicted model, not a curated record. The coding region runs from base 14 to 3508 and encodes 1164 amino acids. Gene Ontology annotation, biological process: poly(A)+ mRNA export from nucleus; transcription-dependent tethering of RNA polymerase II gene DNA at nuclear periphery; protein import into nucleus. Lineage: Eukaryota; Metazoa; Arthropoda; Insecta; Coleoptera; Buprestidae. Gene Ontology annotation, molecular function: structural constituent of nuclear pore; protein binding. The transcript has 11 exons. Gene Ontology annotation, cellular component: nuclear pore outer ring.
UGUUAGGUUAUCUAUGGUUGUUAGUUGUUUGGUUAGAAUAGUUACCGGCUAUUUACAAAUUAUUUAUGUAAUUAUUAUUAUGGAUAGAACAUUAAAUGCCUCUUUAUUAAGCACAAGGAGCCCCUUUUCUCCUAAAGGAAGGCCAAAUAUCAGUUUGAAAAAGUCCACACUUCAGUCAUCAUUCAAGAAGUCCUCUCGUCUUAGCGUAUCAGGUAAAUCAGUACAAUCAAUACAAAUUAUACUAAAAACACCUUAUAAUUCUCUGGAACGAUUUGGUCAACCAUUGCCUGUUCUUAUCACCGAAGCUCUAACUUUUGCCGACCGAAAUGCAACUGUUACUGCUCGUAUAUCCGAGUGUGGAUAUGCAUGGAUCGUAUGUGGACGAAGACUGUUGGUCUGGCAGUAUAAACAAAGCAAUAUACAGUAUGGAACUCCUCAGAAGAAAACACCCAGUAGCAACUGUUUUGAAUUGCAAUUACCUCAGAGUGAUUUGGCCCACAGGGCCGAAUUAGUAUCAGUUUAUCUACCAAGUGGUUUAGGUAUGCCAGCUUGUAUAGCAGUAUCACCUGGAGGAGUUGUGAGGUAUUGGCCAGCAAUUACCCAUGAAGGAGUGUCAGUGGAACAGAAUGUAGAUCUUCAAGGGCAGGAAUGUGACAGUCUUACAGUUAUUGGAAAUAUGGGGUGCAUUUUGGCCACAACUACUUGUACAGUUGUUCACGUACAACCUCAGAAAAUAGGAGGAAGACAUUCUUUACACUGUAAAAUGUUAAAAUCUCCUAGUGGAUGGUUUGAUGGUAUUAGCAGAAGAAUGACAUCAUUUAUUUUUGGAUCAAUGUCAAUGGAACAUUCAGCUGAAGCAAGAUUGGUCAGAGUAUUGACAGUACCAGAAUCAGAGGAAAUAUGGAAAGUUUAUGUCCUGGCAGGCCAUUCUUUGCAAAAAUGGGAACUUAUGUCCAAUGAACAAGAACAGUUAAUUUUUAUUAUCGAAUUAAAUCGUCUUAUUGCCGAUAAUUUUCAUAAUUCCAUCUGGGAAAAUUGCGGGGGUGAUCAGAGUGAGACAGAUACCUGGCUUUUGGACAUACAACCUGACAAAGACGGUAUUAUUAUUCUUGCUGCGGCAGUAAAUAUGCAUAUUUCACCCCAAGUGCAUUAUGCUUUGGUUUCAUUGGAAACUAAUGGUCCUGAGGCCCCCAAUCAUGUUCGAGACUUUUAUAUUUUGAAAAUGAAAGGACUCUACAGAGAAGAUAAUCCUCAGGAUUCCUUGUCCUACCGAUUUUUAAAGUGUAGUUCUUGCGCAUACAUUUACAACCAAAGGUGCAUUACUGUUAUAAAACCCCAAGAGGAACCUGAUACCUUAGAAUUUAAUGGACAGGACUUUUUAUUAGGAGGAUCUGUUUGUAUUAACACUCCUGUCUUUUUCUCACGAAAUCAUGGUCUGAUAGCCAUAACCAGUAAUGAGAUUAACUUAGAUAUGAGCAGUGGUAACAUAUUCCAAUCGAAUACUUUUUUGGAUACAUCACUAAAUGAAACUUUAGUAGGCAAUUUGACUCUUUACAGUUUUGAUCCUGAAGAAAUGUACAAUUCCUAUAAAGACAUUGUAUGCCAACUUAAAGCAGCUUUUAUUUUUCACGUAAAAAAUCAGCAUAUGGCUUGUCAAGAUAUUCUUCAAAAACUUUUCUUUUCUGAAGGAACUUCUAUUCCAGGAGUGGAUUCGACUUUAGAUAACUGUGUUAUAACAGUUUGUGAAGACCUUUUGGACGAUAUUCCCGCAGGGGAUCCCCGCUGGAGUGGAGAGAAUCAGGCAGGUCUUGGCAGCUCCUACUCUAUGCAAAUUCUUAAUCAACUGGAAGAUAAACAGAAAGCUUACGGGUUAUUUAUUAAAUUUCUCAGGGAAACUAAUCUUUGGAAUAAAUUGGCAGCUGUUAAAAAAAGAGAUACAAUUAUGGCCACCACUCAUGUUCUUGGAGAAUUGGCUGAAAAAUUAACUGUUGCAAUAGCGUUGAAGAGUUCUGAAGCAGGUCCUAUAUUGGAUUAUGCCAUCGAAAAAGCUGUGGGAGGACCAAAUGUGGAACACUUGGACGGACUUACCAAUCAAGACGUUUUCUACAGGGAAGUUAAUAAGAUACACAGAGGUUUGCAAGAGUUGGUGAAUCGCUGCGAAGAUGCUGCACAUUCUGAUCUUGAUCCUGGAGAAGUUGCUGUACUAAUCUGCGAAACUAACGAUUUGUUGUUGAAUGUUCUUCGUGAGCUUUUAGAAAAUCGAAGGCAAAAUAUAAAUAAUUUUCUUCCAUCGUUCGACACUCGCUCCCUGGGUUGCGAAUAUCUUCCUUGGUUAGCUGCUCCUGGGCGUAAUGGCCUCUACGACAGCUUAAUGCUGCAGCAACUAUUAACACUAAAUUAUGGAGCAAAAGCCUCGUCAGACAUCAAUUUGAAGAACAUUCUCUAUGAUCAAUUUGUAGAGUUAGUUGAUGUGAUCUUGGACGGCCAAAAAGCGUACAUAGAGAGUAUUAACGACGAGGAGGCAGAUUCAGCAGUAAAACAAUAUCACAGUGACCGACAUAAACUUAUAAAGCCGCUAGUUGAGGACAAACAGUGGGAAAGGGCACUUCUUCUGGCUGAAAAAUAUUCCGAUUUCGAGACUUUAGUCGAGGUAUGUGAAGCUACUGAUAAUCAGCAACGUCUGGACGAAUAUAUGGAGAGAUUUGGAGCUGAAAAGUUCCCAGAAUAUCUUUAUAAUUGGUACUUACAACAAAAUAAACAGGGCAAGUUGAUCAAUCGGUGCAAAACGUUGUCGAAAACAAAAGUUUCUCAACAGUUAACUAGUUUGUUAUGUGAACAUCCUUCACUCUCUUGGUUGCAGCAUAUUUUUGAUCAAAAAUUUACACGAGCCUCUGAAGCACUAAAAAAUUUAGCCGUUCAAGAAACCGAAUCCAUAAUGCGUCAAAAGACUAUGCUAAGUUUGGGAAAACUAUCUCGAUUGGCGGCCCCCGAAAACUCAGGAACAACAGCUUAUCUCGAAGAAGUAAAUACUCGAUUGGAAUUGGUAGCUUUCCAAGAAGAAAUUCCCGAUUAUGUGCUCCAACAGUUCGGUUAUGACACCUUAAAGCCACGUGUAAUACCUCCCAAGGACCUAGUGUACCUCUUCACUUGUUCAGAGUAUAAAGAAGCCUCAGAGGUAGAGUUUAAGAAAGCCUUGGAUAUCUUAGUAUAUAUCUUGGAUGAUGAUGAAAGGAAUGAGUUGUGGCUAAUGGUAUGGAGGAGGGUUGUACUCAGAGAUACAUGGUUCGAUGGGUCUCUAGAAUCUCCUAUGGAGUUUCUAAGAAACACUUUGUUCUACAGAUUGGCAGAAUUAGCAAUAGUUCUUGGCGAAGACCCUCAAAACCUAUUACCUCCUUUAGACACUUUGAUGGACUGCGAAGAAAUGGAACAGAUGCAAGAUAAUAAAAAUUUCCAGUUUCUAAUAAAACUUGGUUAUGAACGUAUACAAAAACUUCAAGCAGAAGAUUAAGAAGAAUAGCUUUUUUAAUAUUUUUGUAUAUUUGAUAACUAGCGUAAGAUUAAUACAAUAAAUUGCUCAUUUUGUAUUGUUUUA